Messenger RNA from Ciona intestinalis (vase tunicate), 2105 nucleotides. RefSeq names its product GPI alpha-1,2-mannosyltransferase 3. Lineage: Eukaryota; Metazoa; Chordata; Ascidiacea; Phlebobranchia; Cionidae. Gene Ontology annotation, molecular function: alpha-1,2-mannosyltransferase activity. Gene Ontology annotation, biological process: GPI anchor biosynthetic process. The record is from RefSeq and is a predicted model, not a curated record. Gene Ontology annotation, cellular component: endoplasmic reticulum membrane.
GGGUUACUUAAAACAUGGCUAGAAUAAAAAGUGGAACAAAAGAUAAGAAUAAGCCUACAGAAAGUGGAGCAAAAAAUAAACCUGCAGAAACUGGACCAAAAAAUAAGAAUAAACCUACAGAAAGUGGAUCAAACGAUAAAACAUGGGACGAGCCCUAUUUGCAUAUCUUCUUGGUUACUUGGCGUUUGGUAAACGUCAUGUUUGUUCAAAGUUGGUUUGUUCCUGAUGAAUAUUGGCAGUCUGUUGAAAUAGCGCACAGGCAUGCUUUUGGGUUUGGAUACCAAACAUGGGAAUGGAAGGUUGGCAUUCGAUCAUAUUUACAUCCAUUGAUGUUCUCUUGUUUGUUUUACAUCCAAAAGUGGGUGGGGCUUGACCACGCCCCCUUACUGAUCAUUAUACCCAGAGUUGCGCAAUCUCUACUCUCUGCUGCCGCCGAGUGGAAGUUUUAUUUAUUUCUAAGCAACACUUGUGGUCGGUAUUUUGCACGUUGGGCAAUGUUUAGCUUAUUAACAUCCUGGUUCUGGUGGUAUUGCGCAACAAGGACACUCAUCAACACAUUCGAAAUUAACCUCGUUUGCUUUGCAUUGUAUUAUCUUGGAUGUGACCAGUAUAAAAUUGGUUCAAAUUAUUCGAAAUUUGUUUUUAUUGCAGCGUUUGCUUUUAUGCUGCGACCCACCAUCAUUACUGUGUGGCUUCCAUUGUUUUGUGUUUAUUUUUACUAUUUCUGUCUCGCAAAGCCAGACAUUGCAAAAUUCAGCUUUAUUCUCUUUAGAACAACAAUAAUUUCCACCUUGGUAUUUUUGCUAUCUACUUUCAUUGACAUGGUAUGCCAUGGCAGGUUACUUAGCGUGCAUUUUAAUUUCUUUCUCUUUAAUAUCUUCAACAACAAAAGCACGUUCUAUGGAAGCCACCCUUUCCACUGGUAUCUCACACAAGGCAUACCUACUGUAGUAGGAACCCACCUACCUUUUAUAAUGAUUGGUAUUUAUAACAAAAGAAGGUCUGACUACCAUGUUUACAACUUAUGUAAGUUAUCAUUACUUAUUUGUACAUUCACUGUGUUAGUUUAUAGCAUACCUGGUCAUAAAGAAUUCCGAUUUUUACUUUGUAUUCUUCCAUUUCUUCACAUUCUAUCAACAUGUGGGCUGUUAAGCUUGCCAAGGAGAUGUCGACACAUUGGGAUUCUUUGGUUGUUACUUACUAACAUACCAAUGGCAAUAUACACAGGACUUAUCCAUCAGUCUGCACCAAACAAAGUAAUGAAAUAUCUUCGUGAAGAUUUAACAAGGCCAACAUCCCCAACAAAAACUGAAAUAAUGUUUCUAUGUCCGUGCCAUUCAACUCCAUACUACGCUUCACUGCACCAAAACAUCACGAUGAGGUUUCUGACAUGUGAACCAAACUUAGAUGACACUAAAGAUUAUUUAGAUGAAGCUGACAUAUUCUUCUCUGACCCUGUAAGUUGGUUAGAACAGGAGUAUAAACUCAGCAAAGAAACCCGACAGUGUGGAUCGCUGCUACCCAACAGAUUGGUGAUGUUUGAUGUGUUGUAUGAUAAGUUGGAGGAUUACUUCACCCAAUGUUAUAAAGUUUGUUUCUCAACUUUCCACACACAUUUCAGUGAAGGGAGGGUGGGCUCACAUAUGUUGGUGUUGUGUAGGUUUUGAUUCAAUUACUAAAACAAGUAAACCCACAUGAAAAGACACCUCUGUAAACAUAUGAAGAAUCAUAAAAGGAAAGAAAAAUCAUGAUAGCUGUAAUGAGUCUUAUUCAAGAUUAGAUCGCAAGCAAAACUUAAGAAAAAUCUCUGUAUGUGCUGUUGGUUGUGAUAUGAUUUUAUUUAGAGUACGUAUUAUACAGAUUUUAUCUCUUUACAAAAUUAGGCACGUUUGUGGCCUUAUAGAUCUCAACGUUGAACAGUUGUUUUUUUCUUAAUCAUAACUGAUAUUUUUUUACCAUCUUAAUACUCAUAUCCCAUGUCUGAUAUAAAAUUGCAUUUCAUCAUAUUAUAACUUACGUGCCCAACCAUUAGAGAGCUGUGCUCUUUUGUUUUUAAUCAAUGUGUUCUGUGCCAAUAAUUGAUUUCAAUUUUUUUAUUUUUUAAG